Molecule: messenger RNA, 1071 nt
Organism: Apiotrichum porosum
Lineage: Eukaryota; Fungi; Basidiomycota; Tremellomycetes; Trichosporonales; Trichosporonaceae
Gene: RFC5
Product: Replication factor C (RF-C) subunit
Exons: 11
Coding region: 1-1071 (356 amino acids)
Biological process (GO): DNA-templated DNA replication; DNA repair
Cellular component (GO): DNA replication factor C complex; Ctf18 RFC-like complex; Rad17 RFC-like complex
Molecular function (GO): ATP hydrolysis activity; DNA clamp loader activity; DNA binding
Source: RefSeq, a predicted model, not a curated record
AUGUCCCUCUGGGUCGACAAGUACCGCCCUCGCUCGCUCGAUGACUGCCACUACCACCCCGAGCUCUCAUCAAGGCUAAAGUCGCUCGCUGCUUCGGGCGACUUCCCGCACAUUCUCUUCUACGGCCCCUCGGGUGCAGGCAAGAAGACGCGUAUCAUGGCGACUCUGAGAGAGCUCUACGGUCCUGGUGUCGAGAAGCUCCGCAUUGACCAGCGCGUGUUUGUUACGCCCUCGAACCGCAAGCUCGACGUCAACGUCGUCCAGUCCAACUUUCACAUUGAGCUCACCCCUUCGGAUGUGGGAAUGUACGACCGUGUCGUCAUUCAGGACAUUCUCAAGGAGAUUGCCCAGACCCAGCAGGUCGACUUGAACGCAAAGCAGAAGUUCAAGGUGGUCAUUAUCAACGAGGCCGACUCGCUCACGCGUGACGCGCAGGCUGCCCUGCGUCGUACUAUGGAAAAGUACAUGACCAACAUGCGUCUCAUCAUGUGCGCCAACAGCACGAGCAAGAUCAUUGCUCCCAUCCGCAGUCGUUGUCUCCUCGUUCGCGUCUCUGCCCCCUCAGACGAAGAGAUGGCCACUGUCCUCACCCAUGUCGCCAAGAAGGAACGCUUCCACCUCCCGGCCACGGCUAGCGAGUCCAUCAUUGAGGCGUCGGACGGAAACCUCCGCAAGGCUCUCUUGGUCUUUGAGGCUAUGAAGAUGCAGAGGCCAGACCUCGAGGGUGACAUUGACGUCGCUCGCCCUGAUUGGGAGACGUACUGCGCCAAGGUUGCCGACAUGAUUUUGCAGGAACAGUCGGCAUCGCGCCUCCUCGAGGUCCGCGCCAAGAUUUACGAACUCUUGUCCCACUGCAUUCCGGCACAUGUCGUGCUCAAGACCAUCGCUGACAGGAUCGUGGACAAGGUGGACGAUGAAUUGAAGGCUUCAGUCGUGCACUACGCUGCUCACUACGAGCUCCGUAUGCGUCAAGGCUCGAAGAAGAUCUUCCACAUCGAGGCCUUCGUGGCAAAGAUUAUGUCUGUUGUGAAGCAGUAUGCGCUCAUGGGCAUGACCGAGGACUGGGAAUAA